AUGGACCGAGGAAUGAGAUGUGAAGUCAGUAUCAAUGAUGUCACUAUUGUGGAAAAGCGGUAUGCUCUAUAUCACAUAAUUGUCAAUGUAAUACGAUCAAAAGAAGAUUAUAGCGAGUACAAAUCUGAAAGACGAUUUAAGGACUUUUUGCAACUCAAAAAGCAACUGGAAUACGAAUGUAGCGGAGAACUACCAUACGAACUUCCUGGUAGAAGGUUACUGUGGAGCAGAACAGCAAACUCAUGCGAUCCCGAUGUGGUUGAAGAGAGAAGGGUAAAGCUCAGGCAAUUUCUAUCGGAUUUACUAAACGAUUCUUUUGAGACAAAAUGGAGAAAUUCUAGCCUAGUUGCUCAGUUCUUAAAUUUACCAGAAGGUUGGUAUAUAAAAUCAUCUACAAAAUCAGGAAACAGUUUCACGAAGGAGACCAUCAAAGACGGUACAAAUCCUGAUGAUGCGCUAGAUCCAUCUAAAUGGCUUGUCGUAUUGAGAGAAUCCAAGAGCGAGUUCUAUAACGGUGCUCAUGAUACACGCACGGUCAUGAAGCAGCGUCUUGUGCUUGACAACUUAGAGCAAGGAUUAAAAGUUAUAGAGAAGGAAGAACUGGUCAGCAAAAUGGAAUGCGAACGAAGAAAGCAAUUGUUGGCUACAUUCAAAAAUGAUUUAAAUGAAACCAUUCAGCCAGCGUCUUGGAAUAAACAUAAUAAUGACAGGGAAGAGCUACUCUACAAGGACUAUCAGAACAAGUUCGAGGAACCAAAGAUCGGAAAAGGUAGAAAACUAGGUGAGACAAGUGAGACAAGUGAUUUGAAUAACCAACAAAUUUUGCAGUUACACAAAGAUACGAUAAAUGAUCAAGACGAACAGUUGCAUAAAUUACAUGAAAUUGUCCAGCAACAAAAGAAUAUUUCUCUGGUUCUAAAUCAGGAGCUGGAGGCACAAAAUGAACUUCUUGAUAUGUUUCAAGAUGAGACCCAAGCCAGUGCUAAUAAAUUGCGCACAGCAAAUCGUAACGCAGUUAAAUUCAAUCAGGGACAAAGGUAA
Messenger RNA from Kluyveromyces lactis, 1041 nucleotides. RefSeq names its product Vam7p (gene VAM7). Bases 1 to 1041 code for a protein of 346 amino acids. NCBI's taxonomy places the organism in Eukaryota, Fungi, Ascomycota, Saccharomycetes, Saccharomycetales, Saccharomycetaceae. Gene Ontology annotation, molecular function: phosphatidylinositol binding. The transcript has a single exon. The record is from RefSeq and is a predicted model, not a curated record.